Molecule: messenger RNA, 2034 nt
Organism: Dufourea novaeangliae
Lineage: Eukaryota; Metazoa; Arthropoda; Insecta; Hymenoptera; Halictidae
Gene: FipoQ
Product: F-box/LRR-repeat protein 7
Exons: 8
Coding region: 98-1651 (517 amino acids)
Biological process (GO): SCF-dependent proteasomal ubiquitin-dependent protein catabolic process; positive regulation of protein ubiquitination
Cellular component (GO): SCF ubiquitin ligase complex
Molecular function (GO): protein binding
Source: RefSeq, a predicted model, not a curated record
CGUCUGUGUCGAUCGUUCGAAGAACGUGGUUCUGUGAUAUCGUUCGUCGAAAAAUCAUCUGUGUGUCUCCAGACUUGUCUCCGAUUAAAACAGCAAGAUGGAUCUCGGGGGUGUGGAUGUCUGGGGGCAGAUCGCCGUGGAAACGUCUCAAAUGUUCGUUUCCGAGGGCGGUGUGGUUAAGAGUCGCUUCGCGGGGACAACGAUCGAGAAGCUUCCCGACAAGGUGAUUCUGCACGUCUUCAGCUACCUCUCGCACCGUGAAAUAUGCAGGGUCGCACGUGUCUGCAAAAGGUGGCGUCAAAUCGCAUACGACACGCGUCUGUGGAAACACGUAUCGCUGCGCCCGGAGAUCAGCGGCUUGCACGUCAGCUCGUUGGACAAUCUGCUUCAUUUGAUCAGCACACGUUUCGGCGCCUCGUUGAGGUACAUCGAGCUGCCGAUCGAACUCAUCACGCACACGGUCCUCCACGAAUUAGCGAAUAAGUGUCCGAAUCUGACGCACAUGCUGCUCGACUUCUCGACCGCCAUGCAGCUACACGAUUUCUCGGAGAUGCAGGCUUUCCCCACCAAACUGAAAUACAUGUGCAUCUGUCUGUCGGAGGUGAUUUUCAUGGAAGGCUUCAUGAGGAAAAUUUACAACUUUAUCAACGGAUUGGAAAUCCUUCAUCUCAUAGGCACGUACGAAAAAGUGGAGGAAGAAGAGGAAGAAAUUUAUGAAGUCAUAAACGUGCACAAACUGAAAUCCGCGACUCCUAACCUGAGGGCGAUCAAUCUCUACGGGAUCAAUUUCGUCGACGAUUCGCACAUCGACGCUUUCUCGUCUAACUGCAUUCAGCUGGAGUGUUUAGCGGUGAAUUUCUGCUCGAAGGUCACCGGCUCGACAAUGAAGACUCUGUUCCAGAGGAGUAGAAGAUUGAAGUGUCUUCUGAUGCAGGGAACAAACCUUCAAAGCGAGUACGUGAUGCAAGUGGAAUGGGAGAAGUCCAGUAUCCAGGAGUUAGACGUCACUGCUACGGACUUAUCCACGGAAUGUCUGAUCGACAUGCUUUCCAGGAUCCCGGGACUUCGUUUCCUAAGCGCUGGACAAUUGAACGGCUUCAACGACAGCGUCCUGAAAGCCUGGGCAGAGCUUGGUAAUCCUCGAAACCUGAUCGCCUUGGACCUGGACAGUUCGGAUAACCUCACCGACGAUGCUUUGUACAAGUUUUUGUCGAGAUACGGCCAUCAGCUAUGGGGUCUUGCUUUGUCCGGGAUGCCUCAUAUCACUGAUCAACUGUGGCAGAGCGUGCUACCGAUAUUAACUAACGCCAAGAUUCUUGUGAUGGGAACGCAAGAGAGACUGGGCGUGAACAUCCACGUGGAUCAAUUAAUGGAUGGCAUCGCGAACAAUUGUCCGAACUUGGAACGACUAGAACUGCGUUGGGAUCCAGAGAACUUGCGGUUCUCCGACAAGAGUCAGAAGGCCAUCGAUAUACUACGCGUAAAGUGUAUCAAGUUACGGUGUCUGAGUUUAAGCGAUGGACGGUAUUACGAGAUCGUGAAGGCGAAUUUCGAGCGAGCCGAUCGACUGACCGUCGUACGAACGACGACGUGUUGCAGAGUGUCGAACUACUACCUCUUAGCCAAUUACAAGGAUUUAGUCUUCAAUUAAACAAAUUCUUUUCUAUUAUAAUUGUGAUUAUUUGUAUAUACACCGCGAUGGGAUUCAUGUACAAAGUGUUCCAUAUAAAUGCAUUACCGUGGAGGAUAAAUCCAUUAACGAGAUCUUGGACACGGAGCAACGACCGAUACAGGAUCAUCCAUUAUUCCGAGUAUUAAGACAGCGAGCAAAAUACCAGAUAUAUAUUUUUAUACACCACUUUUGAGUCCGUGCAUACGCGACUAAAUCGCCGAAAGAUUUGUAAAACGAUUUGAAAUGUAAGGUUUUUGUCUUUCGAAUGUGCAAUUUGGAAUUGGAUAAUCUCAAUGUUCUAACUGUACUUAUACAAGAAAACGAAGAAAAAAAAGAAUAGUUUGACACAGACAAAUAAAAGG